CAACAACAACAACAACAACAACAACAAUAACAGCAACGACAGCAGUAACAGCAACAACAACAACAACAACAACAACAACAACAACAACAAUAACAGCAACAACAACAGUAAUAACAGCAGCAAGAACAACAACAACAGCAACAACAAGAACAACAACAGCAACAGCAACAGCAACGACAACAACAACAACAACAACAGUAACCGCAACAACAAUAACAACAACAGCAACAACAAGAACAAGAAGAAGAACAACAACAGCAACAACAACAAUAACAGCAACAACAGCAGUAACAGCAACAACAACAACAACAACAGCGACAGCAACAACAACAACAACAACAACAACAGCAACAGCAACAACAACAACAAACAACAACAAACAGCAACAAACAAUGACAACAAUAAUGACAGUAGCAGCAAUAACGACAACAAGCAGCAAUGAUUUUAACCAAUAA
Loa loa (African eye worm) is the source of this 455-nucleotide messenger RNA. RefSeq lists its product as hypothetical. Lineage: Eukaryota; Metazoa; Nematoda; Chromadorea; Rhabditida; Onchocercidae. The annotation marks the transcript as partial. The record is from RefSeq and is a predicted model, not a curated record. The transcript has a single exon.